AGCUGGCGUUUGUUUACAUUACAAAAACUCAAAACCUAAGAAAUUUGUGAUAAAAAUUAUUUUCUUUUAUAUUUUUUACAAUAAAAAUGAAAAUUUUGUAAUAAAAUAAAGUAAAAUAUUUAAGUUUAAUUUAUUAGUAACAUUAUUAUAAUCAUAAAAAUCUUCUAUUAGUAUGUACUCAUUAGAAAAAUAUCGUUUUUGUUUUCUGGCCGGCUUGUGUGCGGCCGGUGGUAGUUUCUUUGGCAAAUUACCCAGUUUACUUAAAGAUAACAGAGUUUUGGGGAGAACUUGCCCAUUUUAGCAGAGUCCUGGCAAAAUAUAUGGAGAAUUUGCUCUGUAUCAAGCCGUGCCUUUAGUUUUAAUGGUUUUUAGCAAUCUAUUAAAUUGGCGUUACUUUCUGAAAGCUCUCCAAUUAACGGAGCAAACCUUGACUGCGACUGUUUUAACAGCGGCCAGUAAUUACAUAGUAUCGUUCAUUUUAGGUUCUUUGGUUUUUAAGGAACACUUUAGCAUUUAUUCCAUACUGGGUUCCACUUUUAUAGUCUUAGGCUUGUGGUUCUUAUGUGCUGAUACACAAGUACAAAAAACGAAAGAAAAAAGAAAGAUAAUACUACUUCAAAACUGUUUCUCAAAGCCAACUCUGGCAGUUUCCAAGACAAGAAUAAGGAUCACGAAUGGCUGUAAAUAAGAAUUUAAAGAAUCAAACAAAAUUGUUCAUUUUUUGACAAAAACAUGUAUUAUAUAGAUUUUAAGUGUU
This is a messenger RNA of Lucilia sericata (common green bottle fly), 757 nucleotides long. RefSeq lists its product as uncharacterized. The transcript has 4 exons. NCBI's taxonomy places the organism in Eukaryota, Metazoa, Arthropoda, Insecta, Diptera, Calliphoridae. The record is from RefSeq and is a predicted model, not a curated record.